This is a messenger RNA of Aedes albopictus (Asian tiger mosquito), 5221 nucleotides long. It is a transcript of the gene Moe, whose product is annotated as moesin/ezrin/radixin homolog 1. The record is from RefSeq and is a predicted model, not a curated record. Gene Ontology annotation, biological process: positive regulation of protein localization to early endosome; regulation of cell shape; positive regulation of early endosome to late endosome transport. Gene Ontology annotation, molecular function: cell adhesion molecule binding; actin binding. The coding region runs from base 147 to 1901 and encodes 584 amino acids. Lineage: Eukaryota; Metazoa; Arthropoda; Insecta; Diptera; Culicidae. Gene Ontology annotation, cellular component: adherens junction; filopodium; cytoskeleton. The transcript has 7 exons.
UGGCCGAAGGGAGCUGAACAGAAGAGUGAAACUGAAAGUGGUUUUUCGCAGGAAGAAGCCAAGUUGACCCUUGUGUGAAGGUGUUUGUGUGAAAUUAGUGUGCGGAGUCCAGUUGCGAGGGAUUUCGAAUCGAAGCGACGAUCAAAAUGGUUGCGAGCGGGAAAAUGAUGAACGUGCGCGUCACGACGAUGGACGCCGAGCUGGAGUUUGCGAUACAGCAGAGCACCACCGGCAAGCAGCUGUUCGAUCAGGUCGUCAAAACCAUCGGCCUGCGGGAGGUGUGGUUCUUCGGCCUUCAGUACACAGACUCCAAGGGUGACCUGACGUGGAUCAAACUGUACAAAAAGGUCAUGAGCCAGGACGUCCAGAAGGGUGACCCGCUGCAGUUCAAGUUCCGUGCCAAAUUCUACCCGGAGGACGUGGCCGAGGAGCUCAUCCAGGACAUCACACUGCGGCUGUUCUACCUGCAGGUCAAGAACGCCAUCCUGUCCGACGAAAUCUACUGCCCGCCGGAGACGUCCGUCCUGCUGGCCUCGUACGCCGUCCAAGCCCGCCACGGCGACUACAACAAAACGACACACGUGCCUGGAUUCCUGGUCAACGAUCGGCUCCUGCCACAGCGCGUCAUCGAUCAGCACAAGAUGUCCAAGGACGAGUGGGAGAACUCGAUCACCACCUGGUGGCAGGAGCACCGUGGAAUGCUCCGCGAGGACGCCAUGAUGGAGUACCUCAAGAUCGCACAAGAUCUGGAAAUGUACGGCGUGAACUACUUCGAGAUCCGCAACAAGAAGGGCACCGAGCUGUGGCUCGGCGUGGACGCCCUGGGGCUCAACAUCUACGAGAAGGACGAUCGCCUCACACCGAAGAUUGGUUUCCCCUGGUCCGAGAUUCGGAACAUCUCGUUCAACGAUCGCAAGUUUAUCAUCAAGCCCAUCGACAAGAAGGCGCCGGACUUUGUCUUCUUCGCUCCUCGCGUCCGCAUCAACAAGCGAAUCCUGGCGCUGUGCAUGGGCAACCACGAGCUGUACAUGCGCCGCCGCAAGCCGGAUACGAUCGACGUGCAGCAGAUGAAGGCUCAGGCCCGGGAAGAGAAGAACGCCAAGCAGCAGGAGCGCGAGAAGCUGCAGCUGGCCCUGGCCGCUCGGGAACGGGCCGAGAAGAAACAGCAGGAGUACGAGGACCGCCUCCGAACGAUGCAGGAGGAGAUGGAACGCUCGCAGGCGAACCUGAUCGAAGCACAGGAGAUGAUCCGCCGCCUGGAGGACCAGCUGAAGCAGCUGCAGUUCGCCAAGGACGAACUGGAGGCCCGCCAGAACGAACUCCAGGUCAUGAUCAAGCGCCUGGAGGAAUCCAAGAACAUGGAGGUGGCCGAACGCCAGAAGCUGGAGGACGAAAUUCGCGCAAAGCAGGAAGAGGUGCAGAAGAUCCAGGAGGAAGUCUCGGUCAAGGACACCGAAACCAAGCGCCUGCAAGAGGAGGUUGAGGAGGCCAGACGGAAACAGGUAAAGCGUAAAAACGAAGCUGCUGCGGCUCUGCUGGCGGCGACGACCACCCCCAACCAUCACCACGUCGACGAGGAGGAAGAGGACAACGAGGAAGAGCUGACGAAUGGUGCCGAGAAUGGAACCUCGCGGGACUACUCGAAGGACUUCGACACCGACGAGCACAUCAAGGACCCGGUCGAGGAGCGACGCACGCUGGCCGAACGGAACGAGCGCCUGCACGAUCAGCUUAAGGCCCUCAAGCAGGACCUGGCCCUCUCGCGGGACGACACCAUGGAGACGGCCAACGACAAGAUCCACCGCGAGAACGUCCGCCAGGGUCGCGACAAGUACAAGACCCUCCGCGAGAUCCGCAAGGGUAACACCAAGCGCCGCGUGGACCAGUUCGAGAACAUGUAAAGCGGCAGCAGCAGCAACAACAACAGCAGUAGCAGCUACUUCGCCUUCUUCUGCUCCUCGCCACGCGCCGAUGGAUCCCAGAUCACAUUACCUUUUUCUUUUCCGUUUUCCGUUCGUUCGUCUCGCGGUUGGUGGGAAGGGAGGAAGUUCUCCCUUUUCCGCUUCGCGCGGAGGUUCCGGCUUAGGUGGAUGGGGGGUGCACGCUGGAAGGGGUAGUUUCGGGGACCAGAGCGAGAGAAAGAGAGAAAGAGACCGAGAACGAGUGCGCCCCCAAGGAGUAUAAACAUUUAUAUAGUAUAUAUUGUGUAAGGUUAAGCAGAGAAAUGGGGGAUAAGCGGAAGAAGCGCCGCUUCUUUUUUUUCUAGUAGUAGUAGCAAUAGUAAUAGUGGUAAAGUGUAGGAAAGUGCGGAAGCGAGAAAGUGCGCGCGCGCGUGCAUGGGGUCUCGGGCCCGGUCCAGGGAAACAACCGAACUACAACACAUACACACACACACACAGACAAACGGUCGGACACGGCAAGAAAGUUUAGCAAUUUACCGUUUACACACAAACACACAUACACUAUUAUCGUUAAUGUAUACUUAGGGGGAGUUAGGAUUUUUAUACUAACUAACUUCCGCCUAACUUGACGCUGGUUUCUGGGUCUGGCAAGCACAUACACACACAUACUUAAAUAGUUAGACGCGUGCACACACACAGACGGACGAGCAAACGGUGACGAGAAAUCAUUUGUGGUAGGGAAAAGAGUGUGUGUGGACGUGUGAUUGGGUAGUAUUGUAACUUCGAUAACAUUUGUUGAGCAUUGACUAUCUUCCACCAGGAUGGAUUGAAGAUGGAAGUUUUCUUUUCCCUAAAGAGUUAGACUCUUUUCGUUUUUUUUUCUUUAUUUUGUAACUGUACCUUCCAAACAAAAAGUAUUUAAGCAGCAAAGUUGCAUUUUCGUCCUGCUCCUAGUUCGGAAGUAGGUUUCCUCGUCCUUCCUUUUUCGUGGUAUUUUCCCUCUCGAUUUCGGACGGUGUGCCCUGAUUCAUUCGCCGAGAAGAUCUAUAUUAUUAGCAUGAAGCAUAUAAAUUACACAAGUAGGAGCAAGAAGUUGAAUAAGUUGAACAUUGUUAUUACUGCAUUACUGUAUAGUCGUAGGAAGAAAAUAACUAACUGAAUAGAAUGAACGAGAAAGAGGAAAACACCUUUACCAGAGUUUCAGUCUGUCCCAAGUGUGGGUGCCUUGCAUUGAGGAAUAGCGGCAAAUGGGUCAUAUUGAGAAGAUUGACAGAGCGUUGUUUGACAUAAAAACGAUAAAUCUAACAAAACUGAUCUUUUCUAGUUAAAACAGACAUUUUUCCUGUCAAAACUGAUUGCCUUUCUGUCAAACUGACUGCUUUUGCAGUAAGUUUCAUCACGUUAACUUGUUUUGACAUUAAGACUAACAACUAAUCGUUUCGAGUUCAAACUGAUCUAUUUCAUGUCAGAAGUGAUUGUUUUCAGUGAAAUUUACUGCUUUUAUAAUAAAUUUCAUCGUUUUUUUUUAUUCAAAACUGACUGCUUUUGCUGAAAUUCUCAUCGUUUUUACUUGGUUUGAUAUUAACACUAUCAACAUUAUCGUUUUCCAUGUUUAGAAUUGAUUGCCGCCUGUGUCCAAACUUAUCGUUUGCUUGUCAAAAAAUGAUCGUUUACAAUGGCAUAUUCUCCAAAAUGAAGAUGUCGUUGUAGGGUAAACGUGGAAUGCAGCUAAUACUUUCAGUCUGGAAUGGAAUCGCUUCGUAACAAUGAACAACGUUAAGAACCGAUUGCAUGAAAGACACUGGGUUUGACGAUGGAGUGUCUUCUACAUACCGCAGAUCGGGUCUAUGUCAUUUGGCAUAAGAUCGUUUGGCGUAAACAGCAGUUGCCAUUUGGCAUAAAAAAGAAGGCAGCGUUUCUAUUAUACCAACUGAUUCCAAACAACCUUAUGUCAAAUGACGUUAUGCCAGAUGUCCCAAACCCCCACAAAACAGAUGAUCAUGAUAUACAUACACACAUACAUACAGAAACUGCGGAUAACGCCUGUAAUUGUUAUUAAGUUUAAUCAACUUACUCGUAGGGAUUGAAAUUAAGUUUAGUAUACAAAAAAAACUAAAAUUCGAAAAAAAUAAAGCUAAAAAAAACAUAAGUUGUUAAUUCUAAUACUUAGGAAAACAGCCCAACUUAUUAGAACUAUUACAACACAUACACACACCCAGACAGAUAUGCCUCAAAACAUAGAAUAUGUUUCUCUGGAUUUGUGAUUAAUAUUUUCACUGCAGUUAACACACACACACACGUUUUCAAAACACACGUCCAGGGCAAUGGAUAACGAAAUCCUUCCAUUAAAAAAAACGAAAUAAGCGCUAGAAAUGUUAUUCAAUUUUCUUUUCUGUAAAAAAAAACCCUAAAAUUUCCGAUUUCGAAUGGCAAUCGAGAAGAGCAAAUAAUGGUAAUCAACAACACUCUUAACGGAAAGUGUACAACAACAAUCGCAUCCAUCUCUCGGGAGAACGAGACGUGACCACACACAUAUACAUACACGCGCAUGUAAUAAUUUCUAUCUGCCAUUAUUUUACGUUUUUAUUUUAUUAUUUUUGUUUAAAUUAUUUUUAAUUAAUUGGAUAAAAUUGAAAAGUAACAACAUGUAAGCAAAACGAUGAAACACAUACACACAGAAACACUUUUUUGAUUUAUGCAAACACAACACACACAUACAACCAAACAGACAGACACUGGAAACUGCGCCCGCGAAAAGCGAAUGUAAAAAAAUGAAGAACACAGACACAUACAUACAAAUGAAAAAGAGAGAAAAACGAGAAAAAAAACACAAAGAAGAAUCAUACAACAAUCGAAAUAUAUAUAAACAUAGUGAAGUGAGAGAAAGAAAAAACGGCCCACUUCAGACGCUUGCAAAACGAGACGAGAAGAAGUGGUAGAAGGUGGUCGGUCACAACAACUACAACAACAAAAACAAACCACAAAAGGUGGGGCUGAAUUUUUUCCAAAGAUUUUUUUUCUUGCUUCGUCUCUCCAAGGUCCCGAAAUGUCAUCAGUAUUUUGUUUUUUUUUUAUCUUUCUUCGGUUUCCAUCCAACCCCCAAACACACACAGAAACACAUACACACACGUCAACACACAAGGUGGACAAUGAUUGAAACGAUUUUAUAGCUGUUUGUUUUUUUACUAGUUUUCGAUCAGUUGAAUUUUGUUGUGUUCUAGCGUUUCACAUUGAUUUUACUUUAUAUGUAUGAUGAUUCCUGUAUCUAUUCUGUAUUUGGUGGUAAAAUCUUUGAUAAAAAUUCACGCCAUAUAAUGUAA